AUGGGUCUCACAUUUUCGAAGCUGUUCGAUAAGCUAUGGGGAAAGAAGGAGAUGCGCAUUCUCAUGGUCGGUCUUGACGCUGCCGGAAAGACCACCAUUCUCUACAAGCUCAAGCUCGGUGAAAUCGUCACCACUAUCCCCACCAUCGGUUUCAACGUCGAGACCGUCGAGUACAAGAACAUUCAGUUCACCGUGUGGGAUGUCGGCGGUCAGGACAAGAUCCGUCCUCUGUGGAGGCAUUACUUCCAGAACACCCAGGGUAUCAUCUUCGUCGUUGACAGCAACGAUCGCGACCGUGUUGUUGAGGCGCGUGAGGAACUCCAGCGCAUGUUGAACGAGGACGAGCUGCGGGACGCUCUCCUCCUUGUCUUUGCCAACAAGCAGGAUUUGCCUAACGCCAUGAACGCCGCUGAGAUCACCGACAAGCUUGGUCUUCACAGCCUCCGACAACGUGCCUGGUACAUCCAGUCGACUUGCGCUACCUCCGGUGACGGUCUCUACGAGGGUCUCGAGUGGUUGAGCAACUCUCUCCGCAAGGCCGGUCACAACUAA
Alternaria infectoria is the source of this 552-nucleotide messenger RNA. RefSeq lists its product as uncharacterized. The record is from RefSeq and is a predicted model, not a curated record. Gene Ontology annotation, cellular component: cytoplasm; plasma membrane. Bases 1 to 552 code for a protein of 183 amino acids. Gene Ontology annotation, biological process: intracellular protein transport; vesicle-mediated transport. NCBI's taxonomy places the organism in Eukaryota, Fungi, Ascomycota, Dothideomycetes, Pleosporales, Pleosporaceae. The transcript has 4 exons. Gene Ontology annotation, molecular function: GTP binding; GTPase activity.